Molecule: messenger RNA, 2079 nt
Organism: Brassicogethes aeneus
Lineage: Eukaryota; Metazoa; Arthropoda; Insecta; Coleoptera; Nitidulidae
Source: the annotation of a GenBank genome assembly
AAAUUAUUUUUUUUACCAUCACAGUACAUACGUAUAUUUAUUCUUGCGUAUUGUUUUAAAUGCGAGAUGGUGUAAUAAUGUUCAAGUUUAUUUUGUUGUACUUGUUUUAUUUGAGUUUUACCUGUGCUCUAAAAAAGGAAAUUUACGAUGAACCGGAGUACAAACUUCUCCCUCCAGUUUAUCGAAUGGAAAAUAUCGAUGAGUGCAUCAAAUUAAAUGACAUAUUCUGCGAGAUGGAGAUUGAACUGAAGCCCAUCGACGAAAACUCAAAAAUAUGGAAAUUAAUGAAUAAAACAAUCGAUUCCUUCAAGUUCAUACCAAGAAACAUUCUUAGAAGGGCACUAUGUGUUCCUAGGGAGCUACAAGAACAGGAAAAAGAGAUGUCAAAAUAUGUUUUAAGCAAGAUUGAGUAUGAAGUUAAAGAUUUAAAUCUGACUGCAGGCCUAAAAAAAAUUGGUUGCAAUAGAGAUCCAACGUUUACCACAUUGGAUUAUACUUUGAUCAUAAUGACUGUUCUAUAUAUCGUACUUUUGAUCUGGUCAACUGUGGAUGACUUUUUAGUAAGAAAAAGGGACAAGAAAAUUCUUAACAAGGAAAAAAAGGAAGAUGAAAAGAAAACCCCUAAAACUACAUCCUUAUUCCAUUCAUUUUCUUUCAUAAGUAAUUUGGAAAAAUUUAGAAGAACGCCUACUAAUCCGGACUACCUAAGGCUGAAAUCUAUGCAAGGUUUAAAGUGCUUCAUUACUUUUUUAAUAAUAGUCGGUCAUAGCUUCUACAGUUCCUUCUACAGUUAUCUCUUAAACCCUGAUGCAAUUGAACAGCACAUUGGGAUGUAUCCUUUCCAGAUGUUUGCAAAUAUGGGAAUGUACCAGGUGCAAGGGUUUCUACUUAUGUCUGGAUGGUUGUUAGCCCUUCAAGUCUUGACCAUUAAUGAUCUGUUCAAGGGAUAUCAACUGAGUCAUACUGCUCUUCUCUACUUAAACAGAUACUUAAGAUUGUUUCCAGUGAUUGCUGUAAUGAUAGCAUUCCACACUUCAUCAAUACCUCUGUUCUUUUUGCAAUAUGCCCCACUGGCUUCUAAGUUGGUGGAGAGGACAGAUAACUGCAAAAGAAAUUGGUGGAAGACGAUACUCUUCAUCCACAAUAAUGACUACGCCUACAAAAUGUGUGAAUCAGGAACGUGGUACAUAGGUGUGGACAGUCAAAUGUACUUCAUUUCGAUAUUUGUGAUGUUUAUCAUACUGAAAUACAAGCUAGGUUUAAAAGGACUUUUUAAAGUGAUGUGCCUGUGUUGUAUGGCUUAUGGAUGCCUUAUUUAUUAUUUCAACGUGGGAUUCUUUUGCAGAAUUACUCCCAGUCGGCUACAAUUUGGUCAGGCAGAAUUAAGCUUUGAGUUUUUAUUACUGUACAUAUCAACUUACUCGAGUGCUUCAUCUUUUUUCAUCGGGAUUAUGUUUGGAUGGGUCUACUACGAGAAUAAAAAUGUCGACUACAAUUUGUCCAAGUGGUGGAACAUUCCUUGGUUUUUGUCUGCCUUUGGAUUGCCAUGGUUGGUGUUGCACAUAUCAAUGUAUGAGUUUGGAGGUGCUGUAAGUGCUGUCUUAGGGGCCUUGGUUAAACCCAUAUUCACGUUCGGUUUUGGUAUUCUAAUCCUUGGUAUGGCAAAUAAUCUCGGAGGACCUAUCAAAAAAUUCUUCGAAAACAAAUACUUUGAAUUGCUGGCCAACAUAACUUUCAGCUUGUAUAUAUUCCACUUCGACAUUGUUUUUCCCAGGUCGAUUUUUGCCAAGAAACCCAUAUUUCUAACGAAAAGAUAUAUUUUUAUGAAUGCAGGAAUAGAUUUAAUUACAUCGACCCUUCUUGGUUUUACAAUGUAUAUGAUUUUGGAGUUGCCGUUCAGUAAUCUUAUCAAAAUAUUUAUGAAGAACUUGAUGGAUAAGGAAAAAAAGCAACUAGAGGAGAAGAAAAAAAAACAUCUGUAGUAAAUAUUAUUUUAAUGGCAUAUAAUGUAAAAUGUACAAUAUUUUUUUAAUAAAUAACUUUGUUAUUUCAAAUAAACAUCAGUACCUUGGCGUGUCA